GUGCAGAAACUGGAACUCAGAGAGAUUAGAAGAAAUAGUGCAUCAUGGUCAAGCUCUGGGGCUUUGAAGUUCCAAUAACUGGUUGGGAUCUUAGUUCUGCCUCUCACCAACUGCACAUCCCUGGAUUGUGCCUGCAGCCUGGCCUGUUGCCCACAGCGGUCUACCUGCCACACUGGGAAAGAUCGAGCAGAGACAGAGAAGAAAAGGAGGCUCCAUUUUUCAGGCUGCUCUCCCGCAGGCUCAUGUUUUGUGUUCAUGCCAGGCAGAGAACACAAAAUGUUCCAAUAAAUAAGUAUCAAAGGCAAUAUGAAGAACAAGGAAGAGAACCAACUUUAGAGUCGAAAUCCCAGCUCUCUACGGUCUAGAAAGUGAUCGAGCUUUUUCAG
Molecule: messenger RNA, 386 nt
Organism: Pongo pygmaeus (Bornean orangutan)
Lineage: Eukaryota; Metazoa; Chordata; Mammalia; Primates; Hominidae
Product: putative coiled-coil domain-containing protein 26
Exons: 3
Coding region: 45-365 (106 amino acids)
Source: RefSeq, a predicted model, not a curated record